AUGGAAAGCAAUACGGGUAGGGUCAGCUCCGUCUGCUCGAAGAACUUGGAUGGCAUGAUUGCAAUUUGGAUUUGCGCCGACCAAUUUUUGGUUUCAGGGAGAAGUGGGAGUGACAACAGCAAUGAAGGACUGAAGUUGGGUGGCGCGUCUAAAACGGCCGGCGGGAACGGCGGACUGAUGGUGCUGAUCUUCGUGUUCACGCUAUAUUCUAGUCAUCCUUCAAAUUAUCGCAGUGAUUCAAUCACUAUUCGACACUAUCAAAUGCUCUACUUCUCAGAUGGCACUCACGUCUUCCAGGCAGGAAGCUCGCUCUUCAGGGUGCACGCAAGCAUUCUCGGAGAUAAAUCACUUGCUUUCCGGGAUAUGUUUGCUGCAAGCCAGGGUGCCCAACUCAAACAAGUUGACGGUAGUGCUGACGACAAGCCUAUUUGUGUGCCGUCGCAAAUGCACGAUGCACGUGUCUAUGCUGUUCACCAUCUCCAGCGGCAACGCUACUCGCUUGAACCAACACAGCUUGUCUCGCUCGCAUUUAAGUACAAUGUCAAAGAAUUCUUGCUGCAUGCUUUCGAGUGA
Suillus subalutaceus is the source of this 573-nucleotide messenger RNA. RefSeq lists its product as uncharacterized. The record is from RefSeq and is a predicted model, not a curated record. The coding region runs from base 1 to 573 and encodes 190 amino acids. Lineage: Eukaryota; Fungi; Basidiomycota; Agaricomycetes; Boletales; Suillaceae. The transcript has 5 exons.